CAACAUGAAAUAGUUUCUUUUUUAUUAUAAUAAUUACCCAAAAUUCCUUUUUAUUUCCUCUCUUCUUCUUUUAUAUAUAUAUAUAUAAAAUAGCAUGUGGUUAUCUCGAAAAUUAAGCACUUUACUGAAUCAAAAAUCAUCUUUACAUUCGACUCAUCACUUGUUAAAUUCAUUUCACAAGAAAAAAGAGCACCAUAUAUCCUUUGUACUAGCAGUAACAUCCGGUGUACAAAGUACAGGCAAAUCAACAUUCAUCAACUCCCUUGGGCUUCAAGAAGUAGACCGACUUCGGAAAUUAUAUCGAUUGAGAAACAAUGAACAAUUUAUUAUUCAGAUAUUAGAAUACAAUGGAAUCCCACCCUCUAUGGAAACAUUUGACGGUGCAUUGAUAUGCUACGAUAUUACAAAUAGAGAUUCAAUGGACAACCUACCCGACAUGAUUAAUACCUUUCUAUCACACCAUGUUCCUUGUCUUUUGAUUGGUCUCAAGUCAGAUUUGACAGUGCUGAGAACUGUGGAUCCUCAUCUAGAUACUUUCAUCAAUUCAUCUAUUCCGACCGAAAAAUACUACUUUUGAAUCAACAACAGGGUAUUGACCUCCACCGCAAGUCAUCUUUUUCACAGAGUGAUACCACGGUGAGUCGAAGUAGUAGCACAAGUGGAGA
Messenger RNA from Mucor mucedo, 665 nucleotides. RefSeq lists its product as uncharacterized. The transcript is spliced from 7 exons. Gene Ontology annotation, molecular function: GTP binding; GTPase activity. Bases 95 to 577 code for a protein of 160 amino acids. Lineage: Eukaryota; Fungi; Mucoromycota; Mucoromycetes; Mucorales; Mucoraceae. The record is from RefSeq and is a predicted model, not a curated record.